Molecule: messenger RNA, 449 nt
Organism: Eurypyga helias (sunbittern)
Lineage: Eukaryota; Metazoa; Chordata; Aves; Eurypygiformes; Eurypygidae
Gene: FECH
Product: ferrochelatase
Exons: 4
Biological process (GO): heme biosynthetic process
Molecular function (GO): protoporphyrin ferrochelatase activity
Source: RefSeq, a predicted model, not a curated record
CGCCUCACAAGUACUACAUUGGCUUCCGGUAUGUCCAUCCUCUGACGGAAGAGGCAAUCGAGGAGAUGGAGAAGGACGGCAUCGAGAGGGCUAUCGCCUUCACGCAGUACCCGCAGUACAGCUGCUCCACCACAGGGAGCAGUUUAAAUGCCAUUUACCGCUACUAUAACAACAAAGGGGAGAAGCCAAAGAUGAAGUGGAGUAUAAUUGACCGAUGGCCCACACACCCCCUUCUGAUUCAGUGCUUCACCGACCACAUCCAGAAGGAGCUGAACCUGUUCCCACCUGACAAAAGGAAAGAUGUCGUCAUCCUCUUCUCGGCGCACUCGCUGCCCAUGUCUGUGGUGAACCGUGGCGAUCCAUACCCUCAGGAAGUGGGAGCUACUGUGCAGAGAGUCAUGGAGAAGCUGAACUACUCCAACCCUUACAGGCUUGUGUGGCAGUCCAAG